AUGACUGACGAAAUGUAUGUGUCUCUACCUCGGGCGGGUGUUUCAUGUUCGUUUUCAGUGGUUCUGGCUUAAGGAAUACCAAAUUUGACAUUCGUCAGACAUUUCCAAGGCUUCAGCGACUAGGACAAAAAUUAAAAAAUGUAAGCUUAAUAGGUUUGAAACAUUGUAAUAGUUAUAGUUAGUAAAAAAGGACUCAAAUUUGACUGAGAAGACUCUUCAGCAAGCACACGGAUACUACAUUUGUCGUAAGUAGGAAAGGGAUUAGAAUGAGGAUUGCAGGAUUUCUUGGCUUCUAUCACACCGAUCCCGAAUCCCGUCCUCUUCAGGGGAAUAUUGUUGUAUCCGACGAUUGCCUCGCUUUCUACCCCAAAGAGGAGCACUUUAAAUUAAUUAUUCCUUUCGAUCAGAUUGAGUGCAUCUCUACAUCAGACCAUCUGGGAAUCAAGAGUGCUCUACAGGUAGAUCCGAGAUUUCUAAUUUCCCAAAAAAGUCUAGCUCUACAAAACGGAUGGCUCUGUGUUGUUCUUCAGCAAAAUUAUAGACCAAAAAAAGGCUUUUGAAGUGCUGUACAAUGUCUGGCGAAGUAAUCAAAAUUCGGGAUUUGAAAAUGAGGUAAGCCUGGAUAAUUGAAUUAGAAUGCGAGACAUUUGAAAUUAAUUGGAUAGCAAGGGUCGGUUGCAUGUGUAUUCCCAAAAAGGUGGACCGUGGAGCUCGCGAGUCGGAUGAGGAUAGCACCUCAUCCUCAGAAGGUCCCCGUAUAAUGUCCGGAAUGAGUAAUUCCAAGACCGUUCUAGAGAAUACGAAGGUAGGCUGGGUAGAGCCCUAGAGAGUAACGGACAAGUCCUGCGGGACAGCAAAUUUUGGGGGGCUUGGCCUUUGUGGACGGGGACUGGGCUCUUUCUCCCACUGGCUACGAAAUGUUUUAUUGAUUGCGCACUCUUCGUUGGGAACAGCUGUCUUUAAGGUUGUCACAACUGCUUCCACAGCCACCACGGACACCGUUAGCCUCAACCAGGCGACGCUUCCUGGAACUAGUAAUGGUAAUUUCUUCCUCAAAUACAUAAACUAUUUGAGAAUCUCUAUUAAAAAAAUUUAGCCCGUAAAGAGCCCGCGGAUUGUGAUUGUGGAGAACAUAAAGGGACCGUAUUCGUUGACAAGAUUUAUGCUUUGGAAGUGGAUGAAUUGUAUCAACUAUUGUUUACCGAAAACGAAUCUCUUCUCAAUUUCCUCAAGACGGCCAAACGAUCAGGUACCGGGAAUAUUCUUGUAUACGUCUCCUUUUAGAUCUCCGCUAUGAAUCCUGGACUGCCAUUGAGCAUGGAGAAAGACGGAAGAAGAAGAGAACUGCACGGUACACCGUCGAACUUUCAAGCACACUGGGACCAAAAUGUACUCAUGUCACCGAGGUUCAGGUAUGUGUUAUUAAAAAUAGAGAUACUUGUUCAGGUGGUGGCUGAAGUGGGCCCAAAUGCUGUUGAUGGAUACACCAUCACCAAGGAUGCUGUAAACGCCGGAGUACCCUACGCCGACAGUUUCAGUGUUUUCUGUACAUAUUGCAUUACUAGGGUGGGGCCGAAGAAAAGCCGCCUAAAAGUGCACGGAGAAAUUGUCUACAGAAAAAGUGUCAUGGGUGUCUUCAAAAGUAGGUCAAAUUUUCAAAUAUUUGUUUAAUUGUACGCCCCAUUCAGGUAUCAUCGAACGGAUGACAUUAAGUGGCAUGCAUGAUUACUACAAGCAUCUGGACAAGUACCUCAGCUCAUGUGGGUCCAAGGAGGAGACUUCGAGAAAUGGAGCCGGCUCUGAUUGGAUCUCUGAGUUCCCAGAAUCCGAAAUGGACACUCAGUUGGAAUCGGAGAGUUUGCAGAGUCAAGAUCCCCCCAGCGUCGAGAUUCGGUGCGCUUCUUACCAAUAAACUGACUGCUUCCCAUUCGUUUCAGAUUACGUGCGGAAUUAGUUACGCAAAGAAAUGAGAUAAGGGCCCAGGCUGCGAGUCUUCGAGAAAUACAGAAGUCUCUUCGGCUAGUAGUUCUGCUGUAAGUGCUUGCAAGACUUUCUUUUACUCCUCGUUAAGACUGGUCUUGAUCUUCGUGUUAUGUAUUUCGAACACCUACCGGUAUAGCCAGCUCGACUUCAACAGCAUUGCCUCGGGGCAGAGUUUCACAAAACCCGAGUUAUAG
This is a messenger RNA of Bursaphelenchus xylophilus (pine wood nematode), 2177 nucleotides long. The record is from the annotation of a GenBank genome assembly. Lineage: Eukaryota; Metazoa; Nematoda; Chromadorea; Rhabditida; Aphelenchoididae.